AAUGGAAGAAAGAAUAAUUCAAUUUGCACCAUUUUUAGCUAGCAGAGCUAAUGAAAUAGCAUCAUUGUAAAAUAAUCUAAAAAGCAAAUAUCUUAAUUCUACUGCUCAGCCAUUCUAAGUGAUCCAUAAACAUAUGAGAAGAAGGGCAAUGUCACAUAAUCGAUAUCGAAUACCUAGUUAAGUAUAAUUUUAUUAUAUCUUAAUAGUUAAGAAAGCAAAUGCAUGGUCCAGGAUUAGAAGAAAGAGAUUUAAAAUAAAAAAUUCCAAAAUGCCGUAAACAUUUGAGAAAAAGAAAAGAUUUGAUAUUUAUGAAUAGAUCAAAUAAAAUUUAAUGGAUGGAAACGCAUCUAUAUUAAGUUAAGAGGAUGAAGAUGAUUAAUUAUUGUGGAUUUAAAGUACCUGAAAAAGCAAAUGAAAAAAAUUUCAGAGCAGUUCAUAGAUAUUUUGAUCAUGGUAGUAUGAUUUUUGAUGCUUCUUACUAUCAAAUUAUCGAAGGAAAUAUUGAAAAUGAAUUAGUAAUUGAUGAUCAUACUAUAAUUCAUCCUUAAGAACUAACAGAUACUGAUUUUGUUGUCCAUAAUAAUAAGUUUAAUAUUUUUUAGAUAAUUGGAAAAGAGUCAUUAUAAAUUAUCAAUGCUUUUUUAAAUAUUUUUAAUUGUUCUAUAGAUGGAGAAACUCAUAAAUAUUUUUGCUUUAAUUAUUAAUUUGAGAAGAUCUAGAGUGUUACAGCAUAAAAAGGAAGAAAAAUCAAAACUCUUGCUGAUUAUGAUGAAGAAAUGAAAGAUAUGAAAGAGAUAUAUGAAAAUAAAGGUGACGAAGAUAUCAAUAGAUCUGUAUGGUAGAUUGAUUAAAAUCAAUUUAUCAAGAGAUUUAAAAUUGAUACAAGAAAUCGAUAUACACAUUAAAGAACAAAGAAAAAAAUUUAUCAAGCUUUGUUAGAGAUUAGAUAAAAAGAAUAAUAAUAAAAAAAAUAAGAGCAAUAAAAAUAAGAUUAGUAAAAUUAAGUUGAUCCAAUGAAAAAAAAAAAAGCUAUGAGAUGGCUAUUGAAUUAAAUGGAUAAAAAUGAAAAUGAUAUUAGCGUUGAGCUAUAUGAUUAAAAUGAAAAUGAGAAGAUAGUAGAGAAAGAAAUUUAAAUAGAAUAAUCUGAGAUCUUAUUAAGCUAAAAUGACUAAAAUUUAAACAGAAUUCAAUAAAAUUCUAAUAUAAAACCUAAAGAUAUUGAACUAAAAUUAUUAAUUAUACCUCCAUCUAAAUAGCUAAAGAAAUAAAUUGAUAUUGGAUAUAAAUUAGUAAUAAAUUUAGGAGGAGGAUUAAUAAUAUGGAGAUUGUUUAAUUAAUUAAAAUUGAAACCUAUUGGUUUACGAGACAUUCGUCAAAUAUGUUUGGAGAAUAAUUUAUUAUUUAAUGAAUAUGAAAAUGAAGAUCUUAUUGAUAACUAUUUAAAAAGCACAAAUAAACUUAAUUAUUUAGCUUUAUAAUUUCCUUACCCAUUUUCAUUUGAUUUUUCAUUAUAUCCAUCAUGGUGUAAUUGUAUUUUAGUUGCAUAUAAGAAUGUUCCUAAAAAAUAAGCUUUAAUCCUUUAGCCCUCUGAAGAAGAUUUUGAGCUUUUAAGAAACAAAUAAUAUAAAAUAAAAAUAGAAAGAACUGAGGAUGAAAAACCCAAAUUAAGAAAUAGAGUAGAAGUUAUCCAAUUCGAAAAAAGAUUAUCAGAAAUAAAGUAGAAACGCAAAAUAUUGGGUUAAAUAUUUUUUGGGAACAUAUCCUUACAACAUGGCAAAGGAGUUGGUCAAGGUAAAAUUGAUGGAUCAUUUAUUGGUAAAGAAAUAAUAGUGCUUUUUCGUAAUCAUGAUUCAGAAUAUUGUUUUUUUGCAGAUUGUAAAGUAAAUACUAUUUGA
Paramecium sonneborni is the source of this 1895-nucleotide messenger RNA. The record is from the annotation of a GenBank genome assembly. NCBI's taxonomy places the organism in Eukaryota, Ciliophora, Oligohymenophorea, Peniculida, Parameciidae.